AUGUCGCGGACAUUGCUCCUUUGUCAUGUGCAUGGCUUCAAGGGCGACGAUGACAGCUUUGGCACUUUCCCUGAGGAUUUCAAAAGAAGCCUGAGCAGUCAACUCUCUGACCACAAUGUCGAGUCCGUCAUCUACCCCAAAUACGCCACCAAGGGAGAGCUCACCGAAGCCAGCGUCAACUUUCUCGAAUGGCUCAAAGAACGGGUGAUGGAGAUUAGGAAGGCCAAGCUCGAAAAGCCCUGGCCGCCGAAUGACAAAAGCGUCGGAGUCGUCCUCGUUGCCCAUUCCAUGGGCGGUUUUGUGGCCAGCGAAGCACUGUUUCAUAUCUUGGACGAGCGCGCAAAUAGCGACGACAAAUCCGCCCCUUUGUUCCCCAUGAUUCAGGGAAUAUUGGCCUUCGAUACGCCAUACAACGGCCUCGCACGCUCCAUGUUUGUCUACGGCGGCUUCUCCAACUACCAGAAAGUCAGUUCUGUUUUCAACGUUAUGACAGCGCUUUCCGCCGCUCCUGCGAGCAUCAGUAUGGCCUUGAAGCGCGGCGCAAGCUCCAUUCCAGGUUCCAACAGAGCCACCAACCCGGCGGCCUGGAAAACAUGGCAGCUUGUUGCCGUGCGAACAGGGACAGUUGGCGCCAUCGCUGCCGGCGGCGUGGCUGCCUAUGUUCACCGAGAGAAGAUCAAGGAGGGCUAUCAAAAUAUGAGAGGUCUGAAGAAGCAAGACCUUGUCGAGGGAUACCAGCAGGGCGUAGAUCGCCUCGGUCAAGGCCUCGCUUACGUCAAUCGCGGCAAUGUCGGGCAGUCUUUUGCUUGGCUGAGUGACCACUUCACGUUUGUCGGCGUGCUCAUGAAACAACAAGAGUUGAACAAGAGACUCGAGCGGCUCGCAAAUCUGAAGGGCAUUGGUAUUCACGAUAUCUACUGCUCGAUGGGUGAGAACGGGUACUGGAGUGGCGGCUAUUUCGUGCCAGAGCGAACUUUCUGCGCUAUUCCGGCCGACGAUCAGCCUGCCAGCAAUCUAUUUUCCAGGCAUGUCGUCAAAAACGCGGAGGAUGAAAUCCAGGCACACAUGUCUUUGUUCCAUCCGGACAAGAAUGAAGAAUACCAACUCAUGGUCGACAAGGCGAGCAAGCUAGUGAUUACCUGGUUCAACGACGACUCUGAGAUUGUUGAUAACCCCGAAAUUACAAAACCGGAACCAGCCGACUCUCCCGAAAAUGCAAUCAAAGCCACGGACGAAGGUGUCGAAGUCGAAGGAGAAAAGUCCGCGACGGAGAAUGCUGACACUCAAGGCACAGAAGAUAGCGACGGGAUCCCCGACGAGUCACCACUCGACAUUGCCGCGGCCGCUUCUCUCGUCCCUUUGCCAGACGAUGCUGAGGACACGAAGGGCGAUUCUGUGCCCGAGGUCAAGGAUAAGCAGUCAUACUACAGAUAUCUCAUGGGAAUCGCCCAGUCAACCGGCACGGGUAUCUCUCAAGCGGGCUCUGGGGUGAAGGGAUACAUUCCAACAAAAUUGCCAGCGAUCCCGAAGCCGAGCAUCCCUACCAUGCCCAGCGUGAGCCUUCCCAGUGUCAGUGUGCCAGGUGCUGGUUUCUUCUCCAAGAAAGAGAAGUCAACAGCUUCGGAGGAGAGCGCUGCUACGACAGCGACUGAACAACCGGCGGAGAACGUUGAGAAGACCGAGGGGUCUAAUGCCGCACAAGACACUGAACCAGAGCAGAAGGAGACAUAG
This is a messenger RNA of Diaporthe amygdali, 1731 nucleotides long. RefSeq lists its product as uncharacterized. The transcript is spliced from 4 exons. Lineage: Eukaryota; Fungi; Ascomycota; Sordariomycetes; Diaporthales; Diaporthaceae. Bases 1 to 1731 code for a protein of 576 amino acids. The record is from RefSeq and is a predicted model, not a curated record.